AUGUCUCUCUUCACUUUCACCUCCACUCUGCUGACGGCCGCCGUGGCCAUCACCUCUGUCCAAGCAUCGCCAUUCUCCGGGCUCGACACUCGCUCCUUAAGUGGCCUACUAGCCCGUGAUCUAUCCGGCAAACUAUGUAAACCUUUUGUUUACGGAGCCAAGCGCGAUCCAGUGGGUGACGUCUGCGUAUCAUUUUCCGGCGACUCCCUAACCGUUACCUACCCUGACCUUUCCUCGGUCGGGGGAAGCUAUGGAGAUCUCCACGUCAUCGUUCAGCCAACCAAGCCCUCAGUCACAGCCCCCGGUCAGUGGCCAUACAAGCUCGACAAUGGCUACUGCACAAAAUCUGGCACCUGCACCAUCCCCAUCCUUGACACUUGGCGGGCGUGUGGCUUGGACCUGUACAUCGGUAUCCAUGCCGCCUUCAUUCCCAAGACAGGAUCAGCCAGCGAGACUGGCUACGCAGACGGAGACUGCAUCGAUCCUAAGAACUCCGGAAACUGCGCAAAGUACUUCGUCUUCAAGACCGAGUGCCAGUGUGUGCAGGUUACGAAGUACGAGGAAGUCAAGACUUCGGCACGUAUCUUCUCUCGCAAGCAAGGUGCUACAUGCUAA
Molecule: messenger RNA, 615 nt
Organism: Alternaria ventricosa
Lineage: Eukaryota; Fungi; Ascomycota; Dothideomycetes; Pleosporales; Pleosporaceae
Exons: 1
Coding region: 1-615 (204 amino acids)
Source: RefSeq, a predicted model, not a curated record